Molecule: messenger RNA, 2276 nt
Organism: Labeo rohita (rohu)
Lineage: Eukaryota; Metazoa; Chordata; Actinopteri; Cypriniformes; Cyprinidae
Gene: calcoco1b
Product: calcium binding and coiled-coil domain 1b
Exons: 13
Coding region: 145-1710 (521 amino acids)
Source: RefSeq, a predicted model, not a curated record
UUGUUUUUUACACUCACACAGCCAACUUAAGUCUCAUCAAGAUCAUAGGCACACAAACAAGGACAUUGAAGAUCUCAGAUGAUCUGAUUCUUCGAUAAACCUAAUUUUGUAUUAAGUCAUAUGACUUAAUUUAUAGCUAUUGCUAUGGAGGAAAAAAGAACUGUGACUUUCCGAGAUGUUGCCGAGAGUUAUUUCUCACAGACAAGGGUGGACUGUCGCUACACUAUAAGCAAACAACACAGCUGGAGCAGUCAUGACUGGAUAGGGCUUUUUAAGGUGGGAUGGCUGACAGUGAAAGAGUACUACACUUUUGCCUGGGCUCUAGCACCAGAAGGGUACCAAACAGGAACAGAUGCAAACUGUAGUGUGGCCUUUCACUCAUCCUAUCUACCAAUACCUGGUGGGGAGGCAUAUCAGUUUGUGUAUGUGGAUGAACGUGACGAGAUAUGUGCGGUCAGUUCUCAGUUCACCUUCUGUUCUCCAAGACCUUUGGAUGAACUUGUUACACUAGAGCAGGAGAAAAAUGGUGGGGAAGAGGAGGAGGGAGAUGACCUGCUGGUGGUGGUGCCAAAGGCUCUGAUCCUGCAGAAUCUCUUGGAAGGAUGCCAGCGUGAGUUACAUGAGCUACGUAAGAGGUUCGAGACUGCUGAUGCUGAGGUUGAGAGAGAAAGGGAGAGAUGGAAAACUGAAAGAGAUGAGUCUGAAAGAGUACAAAAUGAGAUGAGGAGUCAGACUGACGAGCUAAAAUGCAACCUGAGGCAAAGCCAUGAAAAAAUUGAGGAACUCAAGCAAAAACAAAAGGAUGUGCAAAGCACUCAUGGAGACAUGGCUGCUGAACUUAAUGGGCUGCUAGCAGAGAGAGAUGAAAACCAUCAGCGAAUCAAAGAACUCAAACAGGAUGCUGCCACUCUGACUCAACAAAAACUGGACAUAGAGGCCGAACUGGACAGAAUGAAGGAAAGAGUUAAAAAGAUGACCAUACAGAGGCGAGAUGAAGAAAAGGAGAGGAGAGAUUUGCAGAUAGAGAAUGAGCAGGCACAUGCUGAGCUGCGGACCCUGCAAGAGCGUCUGGAGGCCAGUGAGCGUAGCACUGAGGCCCUCCGCAGGGACCUGAGUGAACUGGGCUCCUUGCAGAGUCACAGUCAUGCAGAGCUGCAUCAGGUCAGACUGCAGACUGCACAGAUGAGUUUACAACUAUCCCAGGCUAACCUGGCACUGCGUGAGGGGCAAGCCACUUGGGCCCAGGAGAGGGAAACUUUAAGGCAAAGUGCAGAGUUGGAUAAGGAUCGUAUUCUCAAACUGAGUCGUGAGCUUCAGAAGAAGGAAGAGUGGCUUCAGGAGGAGAGAACAGAGCGAGAAAAGCUGGAAGUGGAGCUGGGGAACGAGAAGGAUUGUAACCGAGAACUGAGAGCCAGUCUGAGAGCCCUGCAGAAGGAACAAGAGCAGCAUCAGCUGGAGAAACAGGAGCUCUUAGAUCAUAUCCAUGUGCUGGAGCUGAGACUAGACACAGAGACAGAUGCUAAGUGGGCUGAGGCAGUGGCAUCUCCAACAUCUAGCAUUGAUAGUCCUCCAUCAGUUGAAGAAAAGCCACUGCAAGAGUCUUUAUCCGAGUUGUCUGUGAGUAUGGUAGACAGCGAAUACCUCAGCUCUCAAGGGUCAACAGAGCAAAGCCAAAAGGAUAAUGAGACUGAUAUGAUGAGGUCUUGCUGAUGCCCCUGUGUGGUAAACAAGAGGUGGAAACGAAAAGAACCUGUGUGCAGCUUGUUUACAUUAGAGCAUGUUCAUGUGCUCCUGAUCAGUGUGAAGUAACAAAACAAUUUUCCAGGCUGACUUAUUUUAUAGCCAGUAUGUAAUCUAAGAGAUGCUGUAUGUGAGUGUGGUGGUACAGUAAGUGUUGGUGUUCCAAUAGUGUAAUGUGUUUGCAUCAGGAUGUUUCCCUUAAGAAUAAGGUGAUAUUCAGUAAACUUAGGUAUAUUUUCUAGAUUUUCCAUUUGUAGAAAAAAAGGUAUUAAUGUUAUCUUGCAUUUAGAUUCAGAAUAAUGGAAGUGGAUUGCAAUGUUUUAGAGUAGCAGAGUCAAAGGGGCAGCAAUUUUAAACUGAGGAGAUUAUUUCAUUUUUCUGUUCUUAGUUCACAAUGCUGUUAUGUUAUCCAUCAUUGAUCUGAACUAUAUGUAAAAAAAUAAAUAAAUAAAUAAAUAAAUAAAUAAAUGUUAUUUUCCAAGAAACAGUUACAGUUUGAAUGGGUAGAUUUUAAAAAUAAAAUAAAAUACAAAGGC